Molecule: messenger RNA, 416 nt
Organism: Solanum verrucosum
Lineage: Eukaryota; Viridiplantae; Streptophyta; Magnoliopsida; Solanales; Solanaceae
Exons: 4
Coding region: 5-415 (136 amino acids)
Source: RefSeq, a predicted model, not a curated record
AGAAAUGAAUGUAAUCCGGAGAGGUGUUCGAAGCAUACACACCGCAGUAGACUCUCCACGCCUCACCAGAUUUGCUCUUCAACCUCCUAAAUUUGUGGAGGUUGAGUUUGAAAAAGGUAGUCUGUAUAAGUUGUCAGCUGAGUAUUUGAGAAUAUACAGCCCUGCUGUUGAUAGUAAGAUCAGAUCGAUUUGUGGUGAGAAGGUCAUAACUGGUAGGCGUCAUGUCGGAAUUAUGUCUGCAGAACCUAUUGGAAAUUAUGGAGUGAGGUUAUUAUUUGAUGACUUGCAUAAGACUGGUAUCUUUACAUGGGACUACUUCUACCAUCUUGGAAGUAACAAAUUCACCCUCAUGAGAAAUUACGUCAGAACUCUGAAGAAACAUGGACUAAGCCGGGAUCCACCUAGACGAAGAUGAC